Molecule: messenger RNA, 867 nt
Organism: Suillus subaureus
Lineage: Eukaryota; Fungi; Basidiomycota; Agaricomycetes; Boletales; Suillaceae
Exons: 2
Coding region: 1-867 (288 amino acids)
Source: RefSeq, a predicted model, not a curated record
AUGGCUUACGAUAUCGACGAGCCGCAACGUGGUUCCAUUCCAACAAAUUUCUCCCAACUUGAUGAAGUGCACAUCACUACACCGUCACAUUCCAUCCUUAAUCACUGUCUCAAAAAUGUUCGUUAUCCCUCAUGUCGAUCAUUGAAGAUGACCGUCGAUCCUGAUGAUUUCGACGCUGACCCAGAGGUCUCGUUAUUCCCGUAUGGUCUGUUGGAAAUUGCAGACGUCAUCUCCCUCUCGGAGUGCUUCUCUCCUGUUCUCAAGGAACUUGUUUUUGAAUUGGAGUUUGCACUUGGCUUUGACGUGGUUGUCCCGUUGCUGUCGUUUAGUCGCUUGACGAACUUACGGCUCGAUUGGAUUUGCACUUCGGCCAUCGAUGACGCCUCACUCAAGACGAUUGCGCAAUCCUGGCCUCAGCUCGAGACUUUUUGGUUCGGAGGUGCGGUUCUAUGGGUGGUCCCGCCAUCUCUCACCUUCAUAGGAUUUGCCCACCUCAUAUAUCAUUGCCGGCGCUUGUGCAACAUUCAAAUGUCCUUUCGCGCAUGUCCAGUCGAUAUCAACAGCGAGCCGUUCUCUAAAACCAUCCCUAACGAGAAUAUCACCAGUUUUUCUGUGGCGGUAUCUCCAAUUGUCGAUCCCAUCAGCGUGGCCUGUCAACUGCGUAGAUUGCUGCCCAAAUUGACCGAAGUCUACUUCCUCGACUGGCUUGCUUACAAGCUUCACGUGCCGCCCUCAUUUGAACAUUAUGAGGAUGGAUGGAGUACGGUGAACGAGUUCCUGGGGGUUCGUCACUACUACAAAUGGAGAAGAAAUAGGCUAAAGAUCGCAGCCCAUGCUCUUGGUUUGACGGGACGUAUUGCGCAGUGA